Molecule: messenger RNA, 7251 nt
Organism: Symbiodinium pilosum
Lineage: Eukaryota; Dinophyceae; Suessiales; Symbiodiniaceae
Source: the annotation of a GenBank genome assembly
AUGAACCUGAUAGCCAAUGCGGCUCAGGAUGACUGCACGCCUUGUCCCGCUGGCCAGAGCAAAAACGACCCCAGUGCCACUUCAUGCAGUGCCUGUGCAGAUGGUGAGGUUUCAGAAGCAGGUGGUUUUUGCAACCAGUGUUUUCCUGGAACCUUUAUGAACUCCAAUCGCACUGCUUGCGAGGAAUGUCCUGCAGGGAAGGUGGCCAUCAACUGGGGAUCAACGGAAUGUGAAGCCUGCCCAGCUGGAGAGGUGCCCUCGCAGGACCCGUGGGAAUCUUGUUUCAAUUGCUACUGUGAGGCAUGCCCGUCUGGCAGCAUUCCGGGCACAAAUUCAUCCUGUGUGGAGUGUGGUGCAGGCAAGUAUGCUUCCGAUUCGGGUGAUGCAUGUACAAAUUGCCCAGCAGGGACCUACUCCAACACGACUGGCUUGUUCCAUGAGAGCCAGUGUGAGACAUGCCCUGGACAGACCACAGCAGCGGAUGGUGCAACAAGCAUCGACAUGUGCAUUCAACCAGGAGUUGGCCAAUAUUUUCAGUGUGUUCGUGGCAAGGUCUGUGAAAUCUCGGGCUUUGAAGGUGUCGGUUUGGAGUCCACCCACCAGGUAGCUGUUAAGGUGGAGGCCUGUGCCGUGCCGGAGCCAGAGCCACCAGAGCCACCAAUAGGUUACUACGGACCAGGGCCAGGGGGUGGAUACGGACCAGAGGGCUAUGGAUCAGGUACUGGGGAUGACGGAUCGUCGGGCACAGGUACAACUGGUACUGGCGAUUUCGGAACAGGCGACUUCACAGGAGGUUUUGGAUCAGGUACUGGAUCGUUUGGAUCAGGUACUGGAACGGACGAUUCUGGCACAGAUGGAGGAACUGGAACAGGCGCUUUUGGUUAUGGAUCGUCCGGAGAUGACGGUACUGGUAGCAGUGGAGGCCCCAACAAUGCAGACUAUGAUAACAGUUCAAGCGAUGUGAAUGGCACUGGCUCUCCUGGUAAUGGUGGUGGGCCAGAUGAUGGAAACGGCAGCAACCAUACUGGUGGUGGCCACGUGCCAGGUAUUGGUGAUGGAGGUGGCAGCCCACAUCAUGGUGGCAGCGGAGGUCCAGACAACGAAACCGACAGCAACUAUUCAAGCAAUAGCUCUCCCGGUGAUGGUGGUGGGCCACCAGGCGAUGACAACCAUACCGGUCAUGGCCCCGGGCCAGAUCCUGGCGAUGGGCCAGACACUGGGCCUGGCCCUAGCGAUGGGCCGGACACUGGGCCUGGCACCACCACCACCACGACCACCGCCACCACCACCGAUGGCAGUGGGCCAGGCAGUGGACCAGACACUGGCGGUGGUACUGGGCCAGGCACCGGUCCCAGUGGUCCAGACCCUGGCUACGGCGAUGACUAUGAUUACGGAGGCCUUCCGCGCAGGAUGCAAGAGGAAGAGCCGGAGGCAUCACUGGAUACCUCGGCAGUGUCUGGCUUCGGGACUGAUUCGAUUUCGUCCCAGGGCAGCACAAACUAUUCCUGGUCUUCUCAGCUUGACGCGUCGCCUGGGCAGUACGUUCUAUGCUGGUGUGGUGGUGUAGGCGGCGAGACCUGUGACAGCCUAGACAAGUUCGCAACGGAUGUGGGCAUUAUUAAAGUGCUUGGUCCAUAUCCAAAUCAACUAUUUGUCUGUACAAAAGGCCACAUAUGCCUUGAGCCAGGUCCAGUUUUUGGCGUUGGACUGACGGACCAGGACCUCAUUCAGCGUCGCAUGGACUGCACCCUGGAUCAAGCACAGUUUUUUGGCAGCGAGAUGAAGGUCAGGGCAGAGCAGAACAGCACAACUAACGAGACGGUUCUCUACUUCACCUCGCCACAGGCGAUCCACGAUGGAGCUGGAGAAUAUGCUUUGUGCUGGUGUUCGUCCGUGGGAUCGACUUGCAGCAGCAUGAGAGGGACAGUGUCAGUCAAUGUGACCGAUUAUGUCGAAGCCCGCAUAGGGACUCUUGAGCUCCACGGUCCGCCUACUGGCGAAGAAGCUGAGUGCAAUCAGGGCCAGGUAUGUGCCAUUGAGUUGGUGGGGUACACCACAGGGUUGUUGGAAGGUGAUCGAAUUACUGCUCUGGAGCAGUGUGGUUUCGGCGAUUUCAUUGAUGGUCUGCCUUCUCCUGGCUAUGCGGACACCUCGGAGGGCACAUAUUAUGAAUUUGACAGCACAAAUGUGUCGGAUGGCAAUGACCUUUACUUGAUGUCAUCUCCAGGCAUUUUCCGCUUGUGCUGGUGUCGCCCAGCACCUGCCCUGUCUUUGUAUUGCAACAAAGGGGUGGACUUCAACGUGACUGUGGGCUUGUUUCGCUCGGUAGGACCUUAUUCUGGCCAGGAACUUUUUUGUGCCUUCGGAUCUCAAUGUGUCGUGACAGGCUUGCGGGGCAUAAGUCUUUCGUCUGCCAAUUUAUUGUUGCCUUCAGGGAGCUGUGACAAUCAAGUGGGCACCAUCAAUUUCCCACAGCUGCAGCCGGUUGCAAUAUCUUACAAUGAGACGACAGGCGAUGCCUACUAUGAUCUUGGUUUUUUGCCCCUCCAGAACAGCACGCCUGAGCAGCUGUGGGUGUGCUGGUGCGCAGGUGGGCCUGCAUGCGCAAACACAUCCUCUUUUCGUGUGACCGCCCUCGCGCUUUCCGUAGAAUGUCCACCAGGCUGGUAUGAGCUGCAUGGUGCAACGGUAACAUGCCAAGAAUGCCUGCCCGGCUAUUACUGCUCUGGAGGAAACCAAGCACAAAUGCAGAAAUGUCCAGUUGGAAUGACGAGCUUUGCUGCAGCCAGAGGCCUUGAGGAAUGCGUCUGCCGUCGUGGAUAUUUUUGGAACGUGCAGCUGAGCGCUUGCUUUGCUUGUCCAUCUGGGGCCUUUCAGGACGCCACAGGCCGGCUGACAGGGUGUCCAGGAGAGUGCCCUCCUGGGACUACAUCCUCUACGGGUGCAGCUAGUCUUACGGAGUGCUAUUGUGCAGGGAACACACUGGACGUUGACCCUGCUCCGGAAGGUUUUGAAUGUGUGGAUUUGCUACUCUUGGCAAACAACUUCAGCAACAGCACAAAAAGCUUUGCUGCCCGUGAGGCAGCUUUGUUCACCUUCUCAGGCUCACUUCGCGUGCUGGAUGCUUCGUCUAGCGACUUCGUUUCGAGCAUAUUGGAAGCCUUGUCCGAUCGUCUUGAGCUGACUGACAGCACACGUGCCUCCUUCAGCAUUGGGGUUCGGUGGAAUGAAAGCUGGUACAUUGAUUGUCAGGCUUGGAGCCCCGACCCGGAGCUUGCUGAAACUAUGCGAGGCAGAUUUGAGUCAUUGUCUUUUGGCGUAUGGAUAGCCUCGGAGAUGGCGGGCACAACGCUGGCAUCAGCAGUUCCUGACUUUGAGACACCUGUUCAGGCCAUGACCUUGCAGUGUCCAGAAGGUUUGGGGUUGCAAGCAGGUGAGUAUGUCACCGGUAUUGCUGAUUGUCAGUGCCCGCAUGGAAUGCAGCCUGCAGUAACUGGUAGCACAGGCUUGCUUGAUGGUUGCACCAGCUGUCCUGUGGGCACGUACAAAUCUUCGGUUGGCGAUUCCAUAUGCGUGGCAUGCCCAUCUGGGAACAUCCCAUUGACUACUCUCCAGCAAGGUGCCAUUUCAUACGCUGCUUGCACCUGUUCCGCUGGCUUCGUUAACACAGAUCCCGAAGAUCCUGCAGCGUGCGCCUCAUGCGGCGAGGGCUCCUACUGUCCUGGAGGAGGGCUCAAGCUGAGCUGCGAGCAAGCACAGACCACUGCGGAUGACACUGCCAAGAGUCAGUCUGACUGCUUGUGUGAGAAGGGUUUCACUGGCACAGGCGUGGGAGCUUGUGAGGCGUGUGUGCCUGGUAGAUUCAAGGAAGAGGUCGGCAAUUUGCCUUGCAUGGAAUGCCCGGCGGGACAGUUUUCAGAAGAGGGUGCGGAUGAGUGUGACUCCUGUGAUGAGGGGACGUUCUCCACUGCUGGCAUGGGCACUUGCGAGCCUUGCCCAGCAGGGCGCUACUCUGAAGCUGAGGAGGCGACCUCGCUUGCAGCCUGCGUGAUGUGUGAGACGGGCAAGUGGAGUGACGAGGAAGGAGCCUCCAAGCCAAGCACUUGCAUUUCAUGUGUUGACGGGUCAACCACAAGGCAGAGCGGCGCUCAGAACGAGAGCUUCUGUGUUCGUCCAGAUCCAGAUCAGCUGAGGCAGUGUAUAUCUGGCCGUGCUUGCGCUGUUGAUGAGAUUUCAGGAUCGUAUUUUCAAAAUGGACACCGCAUGGGGCUGGCAGUUGCAGACUGCAGUGCUGCAAAAGUGGCAGUUCCGAGCGUUACGAACAGCGGGAUCACAGACCUUGCCAGCAACAGUGGCAAGCGAUAUGUAUUUGGCGACGAGGCUGAAGACUUCGCGCCUUUUGGCGGCUACUACAAUAUGUGCUGGUGUGCAAACAUCGGUGACCUUACUUGCGAAGAUUUGAAUAGCAAUUUUUUGAUUUCUGCUGGCCAGCUUCAUGUCAUUGGCCCAAGCCAGAACUUGUUUGAAUGCGUUCGUGGCCGGGACUGUCUCGGCUUGGAACCGUUUCUUGGGUUCGGCUUAUUGGCAAAUGACUUCAUUGCUGUUCGACGUGACCAAUGCGGACUCGCAGCCGAGAUGCAGCUUUCCGCAGACAAUCAGGACGGCAAAGGCAACUUCACUAGUAAUGGGACUCAUUUGGCUCUUGGCUUCGGGACCUCGCGUUCUGUAGAGGACUACUACCUGUCCGUUGACGCCGAUGAUGGCGGCUAUGCAUUGUGCUGGUGUGCAGGAAGCCGCGGCUUGGUGGAUGCCUGUGGCAACCCUGAGGACUAUCAGGUCUUCGCUGGACGCUUGAGGGUGGUGGGCCCGCGAACGAAUCAAGAGAGCGAGUGCUUCGUAGGCCAAGCAUGUGCGGUCACAGGCAUACGAGGGGUCAGCAUGGCAGCAGGUGAUCGGAUGAUGAUCCUUUCCAACUGCGGAAAAGGCACAGCUUUGCCAGGCUUCCCAGGUAGCGGUAUUAUGGAAACAUCGGACGGCACCAACUUUGCAUUUGCGGGCACAGCCAGCAGUAUCCUCCUCUCAGCGCCGGGGAUUUUUCGCAUGUGCUUCUGCAGACCAUCGCCUGCGGGAGAGGUUUGUUCUGCACCUUCAAGCUUUCAGGCAGCCGUUGGGCUGAUGACGGCUAGUGGUCCCUUUGAGCAGACCACGACUUGUCAACUCGGCAGCGUGUGUACUGUCUUCUUGUCUGGGAUUGGCUUGAUCGCUGGAGACCAGUUACUGUUUGCAGUCGGUGAAUGCGGCAACUCGACUUCCGUCGGGUCCCUUGGCUAUCCCGAUCUGCAAAACCCACUUGCAGUUGAGGAUGGAAGCAGUGGGCUUCAGGUUCUGCUGGGCCAGCUUCCAGCAAAAGCGGUCCCAGGCCUGUACACCGUCUGUUGGUGCCCGCUCAUCGCAGGGUGCACUACGUCUGCUACUUUUCGCGCGCCUGCGGGCUAUCUGCAAGUGAACUGCCCGGCUGGCACCUUCGCCACGGGUCCAGCUGCAGGCAGGUCGCAGGUCUCGAGUGCGGCCUGCGUAUGUGAUCUUGGCUACUAUUUCGUGGCAACGUCCAACAAUUGUGCAGAGUGUGCCAAGGGAUCUUACAAAGACGAAGCAGGCAACGCUGAAGCGUGUGUUCAAUGUGACGCAGGCAACACUACAUUUGACACUGGAGCAGUGGCACGAUCGGCAUGCGUGCCUGAAGUGCAGGAUGCAGGAGGGACUGGUGAGACUAGCUCAGGAGUUCAAACUCCCUUGCAAAACUCUUCAGAAGUUCCUGCUGUGUCCUUCAACAUGUCGUUUGCGAACCUCCCGGCUGAUACAGACCUUCAGAGCCUUCGGAGUCAGCUGAUUGCGAUGUUCCUUGCUACGUUCUCUGCAAGUGCCAGAGUGGAUCCAAAUGCCAUUCAGAUUGAUUUCGUUGGCCUGGGUUUGGGAGGCAGACGCCUUCGACGGCUUUUUGAUGCAUCAAUGAUCGUCAUCACCAUUAAGCAGCGAACGCCGGAUGAGGCUGCAACAGUCGCUGCAGACCUGGAUGCCACUACGGUCACCAACGAAGUGACUGCUGCCAUUCAGCAGAAUCCGACCCUCAGCAGUGCGGGGAUCGAACUGGCGGUUGAGUCGCAGCCGUCGGUGUCCUCCACGACGGUGCAAUGCGCACCACGGAUGUCGGUUCCUCCUGGUGUGCCCGUCCUCAGUGCUGCUGAUUGUCAAUGCAGUCCUGGCUACACUUUCGACACAGCAACGCAGGGCUGCGAGCCUUGUGUCAAGGGCGAGUACAAGGAUGCAAUUUCUAUGGACGCGUGCACGCGCUGUCCAUCGCAGAAAUCUACCCUGGAAGUUGGUGCAACAUCGCCGUCACAAUGCAAGUGUCAAGCUGGACUUUACGCUGAUGGCUCGGGCUGUUCAUCUUGUGAGAUUGGCCUGUAUUGCCCCGGUACUGGAGAAGCGAUUCCCUGCCCGCAAAACUCCACAACAGUGGCUUGGGGCGGAAGAAGCGCGGCAGACUGCAUCUGUUUGCCGGGCUACAAGAAGGGGGCCUCCAGUUGCCAGCCAUGUGACCCCGGGACUUACAAGCCGACUGUGGGUAAUGAUGCGACUUGCGCAUUGGAGUGUCCAGCCAACUCAAACAGUGAUCCGGCUGCAACAUCUCUGGCAGAUUGUUUCUGCAUUCCACGCUUCCAUGCUAUCCUCGACAACCCCAACGACGAGGGAAGCCUUGCGCGCUGCGCUGGCUGCAGCUAUCAGGGUGUUGACUGCCGUGGUGGAUUUGAAAAUGCUACGAACGGCACCAAGCGCCGCCAUGCGCAGCCGGUGGCAUUGCCUCCUGGCCGUGUUUGCUCUACUGGCGUGAAGUGCGGCGAAUGUCCAGAGAGAUGGGCCAGAGAUGAUUAUCCAGAGCUCUGCCGGGAAUGCCCACCCGACUCUUCCGGCACACUGUCCUUUGCCAUCCUCACUGACAUUGGUCAAAAAGUCUUCUUGAAUUUCGUCGUGGCGGCGAUGGCUGCAACCUCUGCUGUAAAGGGCAGUGCCAAGCUUCACACAAGCAUGAUCCGCCUUGGCACGCAGUGGAUGGCCGCUUGCUCUGUCCUGACACAGUUCAACCUGGAAAGAUUACCUGGCUUUGAGUGGUCCCAGCAAGAAGCAGAGAUGGCUGAACUUGCGGCCUGCGCCGCGUCAAAUUCAACCAACUGUGAAGUUGGUGGUGGCCAG